Messenger RNA from Carassius gibelio (silver crucian carp), 1308 nucleotides. RefSeq names its product major histocompatibility complex class I-related gene protein. Gene Ontology annotation, biological process: immune response. Bases 46 to 1131 code for a protein of 361 amino acids. NCBI's taxonomy places the organism in Eukaryota, Metazoa, Chordata, Actinopteri, Cypriniformes, Cyprinidae. The transcript has 7 exons. The record is from RefSeq and is a predicted model, not a curated record. Gene Ontology annotation, cellular component: external side of plasma membrane.
CAACUACACUUAUUUGAGAGUCAAAGGCAUACAUUUUCAUCUAUAAUGAAGUUCAUCAUUUUCUUCAUCUACCCAUCUCUUUUUUACUCAGAGAGGCACACCUGCACCAUAACUUACACUGAAAUAAAUGGACAGACCAUUGCAGGAUUCCCAGAGGUUUCUUCAGUAACUACACUGGAUGGACAGCAGAUUGAUUGUUAUGACGGUGGGAUACAGAAGCUGAUUCCAAAACAGGACUGGAUGAAGUUUGCAUCUGGAGACAGAUGGAAAGAAUACACUAAGAUCAGAGAACGAGUGCAGCAGACCAACAAAAUCAACAUUCGUUUUAUAAUGGAGCAAUUCAGUCAGACAAGUGGUGUUCAUACGUAUCAGAGGAUGUAUGGAUGUGAUUGGGAUGAUGAGACGGGAAAAUCACAUGGGUUUGAUGAGCACGGUUAUGAUGGAGAAGAUUUCAUCUUUCUAGACAUAGAGGAGCUCAGAUUCAUCACAGUUGUACCACAGGGAAUAAUCACAAUGAUGAAGUGGAACAAUGACAGAGAACGACUUGAAUUACUGAAACAAUACUACGAACAAGAUUGCGUUUACUGGAUACAAUAUUUUUUGACGGAGACAGCCUUCGCUCCAGGCCUUGCUGCAGAAAGGAAAGCACGACCACAAUCGGGCAUCUACGUGGGUCCUCUCUGUGAGAAGAACACCACUCGACAAACAGGUUCCACUUCAAGGCUAUUUUCAUCACUUUUUUUUCCUCAAUCUUUUGUAGCUCCUGAAGUGUCUCUGUUACAGAAGAAUUCCUCUUCUCCAGUAGUGUGUCAUGCCUCAGGUUUCUACCCAUCAGCAGUGAAUAUCACCUGGUUAAGAAAUAGAGAAGAUCACUAUGAGGAUGUGGAGCUUGGAGAGUUACUACCAAAUGAAGAUGGGACCUUCCAGAAGACAUCUAUCCUCAAUGUUCAUCCAGAAGAGUGGAAGAAGCACCAGUAUGUUUGUGUGGUGGAGCACGAGGGAAUGACCAUCCAGAAGAAUCUGACUGAGGACGAGAUCAAGAGUAACAAAAUUUUUCCAGAUAACUGGAAGAUGAACCAGUAUUUUUGUGUGGAGGAGCACAAUGUAAAAGAGCACUCAGAAAAUCCAUGAUCAAGAUUAACAAAGAAACCAAAGUGUGAACUGAAAAUAUGUCAAUAUAAAGAGCCGACCUGCAGUGACAAAAAUCUUUGAAGAGUUUCCUCCAAUCAUCUGCACUUUACCAAGAUUUCAGCAUAACUGGAAAUCUUCAGGAUGUGGGAGAACAAAUCAUUUCCAUCACACUUGUGU